Ostrinia nubilalis (European corn borer) is the source of this 2203-nucleotide messenger RNA. Its product is annotated as LIM domain and actin-binding protein 1. The transcript has 16 exons. The record is from RefSeq and is a predicted model, not a curated record. Gene Ontology annotation, molecular function: actin filament binding. Gene Ontology annotation, cellular component: plasma membrane; actin cytoskeleton. Bases 92 to 2203 code for a protein of 703 amino acids. NCBI's taxonomy places the organism in Eukaryota, Metazoa, Arthropoda, Insecta, Lepidoptera, Crambidae. Gene Ontology annotation, biological process: actin filament bundle assembly.
UCUAAAAUAGAUAUUGAGUUGCAGUCCUCCUGAAAGGUCGCAUCGCUUGUAAAUAGGACAGUAGACGUAUUUAGACGCGUUAUUAGGCAAAAUGGUUGCAACUAAGCCUUUUUCAUUUGAGAACAAAAUAAUGGCGAUGGCUACCGCGACAGCCACGAUGGAGGCUUCCCAGAGCCUCAUCCAGACGGAGUCCAGGGUCCAGCACAGCUACCAAGAAGUACAUGUGUCUGAGACGCGACAGGUCAAGAAGAAGAAGUCCAUGAGGCGGCAUAAGGAUGAAGGGUCUAUAUCAGUUUCAAAAAGCUCAGAGAAACUCCACAAGAAGAUGAAGGCAUCCUCAGAGCCGGAUUCCAAUCCGCAGUGCCAGAAGUGCUCGCGGCCUGUGUACGCCAUGGAGCGCGUGAAGGCCGAGCGCCGCGUGUGGCACAAAGAGUGCUUCCGAUGUGUGCAGUGUAAUAAGCAGCUCACAGUGGAGACCUACCAGAGCGACCACACCACGCUGUACUGCAAGCCGCAUUUCAAGCAGCUGUUCGAGCCCAAGCCUGUUGAUGGUGAUGAUGAGACAGAUGCUACCAUCCCAAAGAAGCAUCAGAUGAUCAUCUGCGAGAGCAACCCAGUCGAGUUACCGCCGGACGUCGUGAGAGCAUCAGACAAGCCGGACCUAGGGCUCCAAGAACUCUCGCAACUGGACGUGAAGUCCCGCUUUGAGGUUUUCGAGCGCGCCGCCAAGGGCCCCGAAGAACCCGUCACACCGGAGCCCCGCGCGCCCCGCGAGAGAAGCACCGCUCUACUCUCUAAGCUAGCCAAGUUCAAGGCGAAGGGCAUGGACGUGGGAGUGUCAGACGAGUACCUGAACGGAGUGCCCGUGGAGGCCAGCUCCAGCGAGCCUGAGGAUGAAGAGGACGAAGACUCGGUCCUCAAGAAGUCGUACAAGCACACAGCCAACCGAGAGCAGCCGGUCUCCUUCUGCAACAUGAGCGAGAUAGUCGGCAAGUUCGAGACGGGCCAGCACGACGCAUCGCAGCGCACGCGCGAGCGCAAGCAGGAGAUACAGAACAUACGCAGCCGCCUGUUCAUGAUGGUGUACAAGCACACAGCCAACCGAGAGCAGCCAGUCUCCUUCUGCAACAUGAGCGAGAUAGUCGGCAAGUUCGAGACGGGCCAGCACGACGCGUCGCAACGCACGCGCGAGCGCAAGCAGGAGAUACAGAACAUACGCAGCCGCCUGUUCAUGGGAAAGCAAGCCAAGAUCAAAGAGAUGUAUGAACAGUCAGUUCUUCAAAGUGAACAAGGUGUGACGUCAUCGGACAAGAUAGCAAAAGAGCUAGAGCUAGACACAGAAAAGGCUCGCGCUAUCAAGGAACGCUUCGAAAGUGGUCACGUGUUCAACGAUGAAAACCAGCCGCCAAGGAACAGGGAGAUCGACGACCGCUCGCUCUUCAACGAAGAAAAGGCGCGCUCCAUCAAAGAACGCUUCGAGACUGGACGCGUGUUGAAUGAGCCAGUGGAGCCAUCCAGGAAUAGAGAUAUUGAAGACCGCUCGCUCUUCAACGAAGGCAUCGGCAAGAAGUCCCGCUCGAUCUUCCUGGAGCUAGACGCCAACGCAAAGAACAUGGCGCCGCUGUCGCCGCCGCCGCAGGAGCCGCCCAAGCGCAAAGAAAUCCCGUUCAUCCCCAAAGACGUGGUCCGCUCGGGCGAGUCGGCCGAGGAGGUGCGCGUGGAGACGGCCGACAUCUCCGACCGGUUCCGCUUCUUCGAGACCUACAAGCCCGAGCUGGCGCGCAAGCAGUUCCGCAUGACGCCGCCGAGACAGACGCAGCGCGCCAAGUCGCCUUCUCCCGAGGUGUACCACGAGCCGAGCGUGGUCCGCAGCGGCGAAGGCGUGGCCGACGCUCGCCUGGCCGCCGACCGCCAUACCGCGUCCCGCAUGAUCUCCGUGUUCCGGCAGCUGGAGCAGGACAAGGGCCGCGCCGAGGAACAAGGCCCCAAGCCCCUCAAAUGCUUCACGCCGCCGCCCGCGGGGGAGAACAACCACACCGGCGACACCUCGGAGGAGGAAGACGACUACAGCUCGGAGUACGAAGAGGACAGCGAGGAGGAGCGCCGCCGCGCGUAUUACGAGGCUCGCGAGAGGGACGAAGCGUUGAAACAGGUACAUAGACAGGAAUACAACACCCCUAGACAUAGAAACACAUCCCCCUAG